AUGUCUGGCCAGGAACAGAAUGAUAAUAAGGAAGGCGCCAUCGUGGCUGAUAACGGUGAUGGGAUUCUAACCUCUGGUUCUGUACACCCUUUUCGCUCUUCAGUCCUCCAUCAAUCCAAUCCAAUGCUGCCGACUCGAGCACUCGCCAUACAAGCCCGACGUUGUGACUCUUCAUCGGAUUCUACGAACUCAACGUUAUCGUCGAUCGGUUUGGACUCUAUCUCCACGUCGUCCGCAGAACUAUCAUCCGCAUCGUCACCCGAAUCCUGGGCUGACUGCUUCAAACAAGCCACUCUUGACACCAAAUCUAAUACUCUCAUCAACCCGUCCGUACAGUUGAUCAAGAAGGCCAUCCAAUCGAUCCAAGACGCUCAGGUACCGAGUUCAACCAUGAAUCCAAACUAUCUAUACGUACGGAACCUCGAUGCAAACAUUGUGAGCCAGAUCCUAGGAGAGGAGCUAUCCUUUCAUGGAGUUAGGAUGACUCUUGACCACCGGCAACAUCAAAUGAUUCUCAAAAUUAUGCCAUACGUACAACUCGAGCAAAUUGCUUCCUUUUUCGCAUUGCACAUCACCCAUGAGAUGGAGAAAAUGGGCCUCUUCAUGGAACAAGGUGACUGGAUUGCACGGGGAUCAGGGAGGGUCUUUGGUGUCUCGUCUAUAAAGGAGCCAGAUUACUCCUUCUAUCCGGACAAUGUUUUCGACUCAAAGGGCGGGGGCAUGAAAUACCCGACACUCACUCUUGAAGUUGGGGUUUCAGAAUCAUAUAGACAACUACAGGGAGAUUCCCAAUGGUGGGCUGCCAACACUUCCGGUCGUUGCUCUCAAGUCUUCCUCAUCAAGGUCAGACGACGACCGGUUUGGAGAGUAGACUUCGAGGUCUGGAGGCGGGUGCCAAACCCUCUUUCUGGCCCAAGAACUCGAGCCCGUCCCGAAACCGUUUUCCAGCCUUGUCAGCACGCCUUCCUUGAGAAUGGUGUAGUUCACGGGGCGCCACUCAUACUAGAUUUUGAGAUGAUGAUGGGUCGCCCUCCGACAGGCUCUAGGGAGCGUGAUAUUGUGUUUGGCUCAGCAAAUCUUACAUUGAUCGGAACUGAGGUCUGUCGUUGA
Molecule: messenger RNA, 1110 nt
Organism: Penicillium paradoxum
Lineage: Eukaryota; Fungi; Ascomycota; Eurotiomycetes; Eurotiales; Aspergillaceae
Exons: 1
Coding region: 1-1110 (369 amino acids)
Source: RefSeq, a predicted model, not a curated record